Molecule: messenger RNA, 1991 nt
Organism: Dimorphilus gyrociliatus
Lineage: Eukaryota; Metazoa; Annelida; Polychaeta; Dinophilidae
Source: the annotation of a GenBank genome assembly
AGUGUUUAUAUAAUUAACUUUAAUAACCAUAUAUAGCUCGAAUACCAAACCGUUUGCGGAGAAACGAAUAAACGUCGAUAGAUUAAAUAGUUUAUUUGAUGAAAAUUUGGAAUGUCAGCUCGGUCAUAUCGGAUUCUCAUUUAGCCAGGUACGUCAUUCCGUUUAUUAGAUAUAUCUACAUGUAUAUAUAUAUAUUUUUGUCAGCGGAUGUAUAAAAAAGAAUACGAAUAUACUGUAUAUACAGUAUAUAUAAAUGUAUAUAUUGUAUUUUGAGAUAUUCAAUUCUUCUUCUUGUUUCCUUUCAAUUUUCUAUUUUGCUUAAACGUCUAUACUGUAUAUCAACUUAAAAUAAAAAAAUAGAGAAAUAUAGUUUUCCAUAUAGAAAACUUUAAAAGAAACAUCACAAACACUAAGCAAGUAUAUGUACUAUUAUUCUAAAUAAGGUUAUAAGAAACAAACAAAGAAAAGGGAAGAAGGUAAAGUUAAGCAUGCGUUAAUAGUUUCUUUUUAUAUUCUAUUUUUAUAUUCAUAUUUGUAUUGAAAAUACUUCUCUGUUUUUCUCUUUAUCUAUUUAUCUGUUUUUUAUUAUCAUUCUACUUAUUUCCUUUAUAAUAGGGAAAAUUCAGAUUUUUUAUUAAUUUAACUAACUUCUACUUAUAUAGACAGCUUACUGCAUACAAUAUGCAUCUAAGCUAUAUACUUAUAUAUUUUUUUAUCUUGAAACUUUCCUUUUGUCAAUGUCUUGUUUAAUUCAAAUCAAGAUGAAACAUUAAAGAAAUCGACUCAUUUUAUUAAUAUACAAUCAAAUUGGUAUCCCUUAUCAUAGUAAUUUGUUUUCUAUUUUAAAUUAUUAGAAAAGUGGUCGAUCUAUGAGUCAUUCGGCAUCAACUGGAGAUGAUUCAACAGCCUCUGAUAGUCCCGAUUUGGAGAUGGUGGAAGCUCCGAAGACUGUCUCUAUGGUUACGGGAGAUGAACUAGAUAUUCGUUCCUGUGUCCAAUUACUUUUGGAUUUAUUUACUCAGUUUGUUUCUCCAUCACCGGAGAUAGCCACACCUCCAGCUCUUCUAUGUCAAGUUAUGCGAUCGAUGGUUGCUGUUACGGACGUUUUAGAUCAAGCACCCCAUUAUGAAUGGUUAUUGCAUAAUUUAUUACAAGUUGAUAAAUUAAGACCAGUUGAUGAUGAGCUUGUUAGGCAAUAUUUAGCAAUUGGAGCUUGUAAAGCUGCCUGUUUUUCGGGACAGUUUGAAAUGAGACAAGAAAAACUGAUAUCUCUUAUUGAUAAUGGUCUACAAUCGAGUCAUGUUCCAAGUAGAGCUGCAGCUCUUCACGCCUCUGUUUUUCUAUUACAAUCUGCCCCCAACAACAGCGCUGCUAUCGAUAAGACGUACGAAGAUAAAACGGCCUUGGGUCUAUACUUAUGUCUUAUAAAUGGCUUUGAACGUCUUAUUUUAUCCGGUUGCUUAUCAACUAGUCAGAUUACUGCUGUUGUCAAGUUAUCCAUAAACAAACUUCUAAUGCAAAAUGUUCAAAGAAGUUUGCACGCGGUAAGACUAUUAUUAGCAUGUAUGCAUUUCGGUACGAGAGGAGCGGAAUCAUCAAUUACGGAAAUAGAUGUAGAAAUGUCUAUUGUAACUAUGGAACGUAUUACAGUAAUAUUUGACAGAAUCCGUAAAAGCGCUUUUGCAGAGGCUAAAGUUCUUUGCAGAAUUCUACCAAGAUUAUUAAUCGAAUUCUGUUCGCCAGAUGACGUUAUGAAUAAGGUAAUCGGUGAAUUUAUAUCCAAUCAACAACCACAUCCACAAUUAUUGGCAAAAGUUCUAUCGGAAGUAUUUAGUAAAUUGAUAAAUGAUGAAAAGGCUGACGUUGUUGUUAAUUGGUUAAUGUUAUCGUUGAGUAAUUUGGCGCAAAGAACCCCAUUAUCAAUGGCAAUUUGGAGUUUAACUGUAUGCUUCGUUAGUGCCAGCCAGAGUAAUCAAUUAAGAGCUCUGUAA